UUCCUGGCCACUCAUUGAAAUGAUAUCACAGCAAAUCAUUUGCCAGAUCUGAAGUACCGACCGACCGAGUACUUUUUCUCUUAUGCUGACUAGGGUCCAUCAAGCACUGCAUUAAGGUUGUGACAUUGCAUAUAAGACCGUGACGAGACGCUUUCACUUGAGUUGCAAGAGAAACGCCAGAGGAUGGAGGAUUCGAGCGAGCCCCUGCAACCACAUUGCCUGGUUCUGUCAUACCCAACCCAAGGCCACAUCAACCCCAUGCUCCAAUUCUCCAAGCGUCUACUCCACCGAGGAGUCAAAGUCACUCUUGUCACUACCACAUCCAUGUCCAAGACCCUGCAUGGAUCCUCCUCAUGCACCUCAAUCCCGCUCGAGGCGAUCUCCGACGGGUUCGACGUCGGUGGCAUUGGGGCUGCGGGUAGCCCCGAAGCCUACCUCGAGCGCUUCUGGAAGGUCGGACCCGAGACCCUGAUCGAGCUGGUCGAGAGGCUAAUCUCCCGCAGCCUUCCGCCGACUUGCAUCAUCUACGACUCGUUCUUGCCUUGGGCUCUUGAUGUGGCCCGAAAAUUUGGGCUUGUUGGGGCUGCUUUCUUCACCAUGCCUUGUGCUGUGGCCAGUGUGUUUUGCCACUGCCAAAAGGGGUGGCUUGAAGUUCCUGUUAAGAAGCAGGUUUUGCUUCCUGGAAUGCCUCCCCUUGACCCUCAAGAUAUGCCAUCUUUCGUGUGUGAUGAGGGGUCAUAUCCAGCUUUCUCUGGCAUGCUUGUGAACCAGUUCUCCAAUCUUGACAAAGUGGACUGGGUGCUUUGCAAUACAGUAUAUGAACUUGAUCAAGAAGUUGCGGACUGGUUCAUGAAGAUCUUGCCAUUCAGGACCAUAGGACCAACGGUACCAUCAACCUUUUUAGACAACAGGCUUGAACAGGACAAAGAAUAUGGCUUCAGCAUCUUCCAACCAGAUCACGACACCACCAUGAGAUGGCUCAGCACAAAGCCAAAAGGGUCAGUUGUGUACGUCUCCUUUGGGAGCAUGGCGGAGCUAAAGGUUGACCAAAUGCACGAGCUAGCAAUGGGACUAGAGAGAAGCAACUGCUAUUUCCUCUGGGUGGUCAGAUCAUCGGAAGCAGAGAAACUCCCACAAGGCUUUGCAAAGGGUACCGAGACAUCCCAAAAGGGUCUAAUCGUGACAUGGUGUCCUCAGCUCGAAGUCCUUGCGCACGAGGCGCUAGGGCUUUUCGUGACACACUGCGGUUGGAACUCGACCCUGGAAGCGCUCAGCUUGGGCGCGCCGAUGCUGGCGAUCCCGCAGUGGACCGACCAGCCCACGAACGCCAAGUACAUCACGGAUGUCUGGAAGAUGGGGCUGAGGCCGCCGGUUGAUGAGGAAAGAGGUGUUGUGACGAGUGAAGAGAUAGAGGAUUGCAUUAGGAAGGUAACGGAAGGUGAAACAUGGAAGACAAUGAGGGAAAAUGCGGGAAAGUGGAGGAAAAUCACCAAAGACGCAGUUGGUGAGGGGGGGAGUUCCGACAGGAACAUUGAGAAGUUUGUUGCUAAAUUGGGCGCUAAGACUUGAAAAAGAAGGAAAAGAGAAAUGAUCGACAUGCGAAGAACUGUCAUAGCAGCGAUCGAUCUACUUAUGCUUGGUCUCGUGUGUUAGGAAUGUGAAUGAAAUAUCUAUUUGCGUGUAUGUCAUACUUUGUAGCAUCAAUUUUCUGAACAGAUCUCGAUAAUAUUAGAUACUAGUAAUUAUUAUGUUUCAGGUCAUAA
Messenger RNA from Syzygium oleosum, 1763 nucleotides. RefSeq names its product UDP-glycosyltransferase 74F2-like. Lineage: Eukaryota; Viridiplantae; Streptophyta; Magnoliopsida; Myrtales; Myrtaceae. Gene Ontology annotation, molecular function: UDP-glycosyltransferase activity. The transcript is spliced from 2 exons. Bases 184 to 1569 code for a protein of 461 amino acids. The record is from RefSeq and is a predicted model, not a curated record.